Molecule: messenger RNA, 810 nt
Organism: Penicillium malachiteum
Lineage: Eukaryota; Fungi; Ascomycota; Eurotiomycetes; Eurotiales; Aspergillaceae
Product: snoRNA-binding rRNA-processing protein IMP4
Exons: 1
Coding region: 1-810 (269 amino acids)
Biological process (GO): rRNA processing
Cellular component (GO): small-subunit processome; Mpp10 complex; nucleolus
Molecular function (GO): rRNA primary transcript binding; snoRNA binding
Source: RefSeq, a predicted model, not a curated record
AUGCCUCCAUCGCCGAAAAGAGAGCUCAACUCAAGGCCUCUCUGGCUUCUGGAAAGCCCCUCAGAUCCCUCAAUUGCAAAUGACAAGACACUUCGGGAGGAUUUCAAGUAUGAUGAGUCAAAAGAAGACGAGAUCGACAUUGAUGACGAAUAUGCUUUAACAUCCGGUGUUAUCGAUCCUCGCCCACUGGUCACCACUUCUCGUUCGCCCUCUGCUCGUCUGGGAGCCUUUGCGAAGGAAAUCCGUCUGCUUCUUCCAACUGCCAUUCGCCUUAACCGUGGUAACCUUGUUUUGCCCGAUCUCGUCUCAAGCGCAACCUCUGCCUCUCUGACCGAUAUGAUCCUGCUGCACGAACACCGUGGUACUCCCACUGCUCUCACCGUUUCCCACCUUCCUCACGGUCCAACCGCUAGUUUCUCUUUGCACAAUGUCGUUCUCCGGGCCGAUAUCCCGAACGCCGCUCGUGGCACCGUCUCAGAGAGCUACCCGCAUUUAGUCUUCGAGGGAUUUAAGUCCAAGCUGGGUCUUCGUGUUGUUCAGAUCCUCAAGCAUCUGUUCCCUCCCCGUGAGACCGGCAAGGUUGGUAACCGUGUCGUGACUUUUGUCAAUAAGGAAGAUAGCAUCGAAGUCCGUCACCAUGUCUUUGUCAAGACAGGAUACCGAGAUGUCGAGCUUGCCGAGGUUGGCCCGCGCAUGACUAUGCGUCUGUUCGAGAUUCGGGGUGGCACACUCGAAAAGGGAAGUUCAGGUGAUGUUGAAUGGGCUCUUACUCAGUAUACGAGAACCAGCCGGAAGAAGGAUUACCUGUGA